This is a messenger RNA of Neurospora hispaniola, 549 nucleotides long. Its product is annotated as histone-fold-containing protein. The transcript has 3 exons. Gene Ontology annotation, biological process: RNA polymerase II preinitiation complex assembly; negative regulation of transcription by RNA polymerase II. Gene Ontology annotation, cellular component: negative cofactor 2 complex. Bases 1 to 549 code for a protein of 182 amino acids. The record is from RefSeq and is a predicted model, not a curated record. NCBI's taxonomy places the organism in Eukaryota, Fungi, Ascomycota, Sordariomycetes, Sordariales, Sordariaceae. Gene Ontology annotation, molecular function: RNA polymerase II general transcription initiation factor activity; TBP-class protein binding; protein heterodimerization activity.
AUGACCUUUCACUCCCCAAAGAGACGGUAUCCUCUGGCUGAAGGAAGCCUAUCCUCAAGCAAACGGAAUAUCGGAUGGACGACCUUCACCACGCAGAAAGAAGUCUUUAGGUCUUGGGAGCUGCGCCAGUUGCUCAAGGCCGUGCAAGAUUUCAAAGGGUACGAGCUAACUUUCCAUACAGCGACGGUCCAAAAAAUUGUGAGCGAGAUUCUCCCAUCAUCGACUGGCCUGUCAUUCGCCAAGGAAGCACGGGAUCUUCUCAUCGACCUCUGCGUUGAGUUCAUCUCGCUCGUAUCGUCCGAGGCAAAUGAGAUCUCCGAGAAGGAGUCGAAAAAGACGAUUGCUUGUGAUCACAUCACGCAGGCGCUCGAGCGGCUCGGUUUUGCCGACUACGUCCCCGCCGUGCUAGAGGCAGCUGCGGAGCACAAAGAGGUUCAAAAGGGACGAGAGAAGAAAGCAAACAAGUUCGAGCAGUCCGGCCUAACACUCGAAGAGCUCGAGCGAAUCCAACGGGAACAGUUUGCCGACGCCGCGGCGCGACACACUUAG